This is a messenger RNA of Amphimedon queenslandica, 1141 nucleotides long. RefSeq names its product RNA helicase Mov10l1-like. Gene Ontology annotation, biological process: regulatory ncRNA-mediated post-transcriptional gene silencing. Gene Ontology annotation, molecular function: helicase activity. Bases 43 to 1083 code for a protein of 346 amino acids. NCBI's taxonomy places the organism in Eukaryota, Metazoa, Porifera, Demospongiae, Haplosclerida, Niphatidae. The transcript has 5 exons. Gene Ontology annotation, cellular component: P granule; cytosol. The record is from RefSeq and is a predicted model, not a curated record.
ACACCAGAGGAGUUUUCCAAGAAAAGUGCUUAUAUAAGCACAAUGAGUCAUGUCAUCAUAAUCGCUACAUAUACCACUUCUCUAAAACUCCACCAAUAUCUCUACUCUCCCGAAGGAUUCUUCACACACCUUUUUCUCGAUGAAGCAGCUCAGGUCCGUGAGCCUGAAGCUAUCACACCACUUGCUCUAGCUACUAAAGAUGCUAAAAUAGUUUUGGCAGGUGACCAUCAGCAGGUUGGCCCUAAUAUAUUGGUACUGGGAGAAGAAGCCAAGAAGUUUGGGCUCAAUGUUUCCUUGUUGCAACGUUUGUUGAAAAGAUAUGAAAAUAUUGGUCGAGUAGCAGCACGUUAUGUCACUAAGUUGUCAGUGAAUUACCGAUCACAUAAUUCAUUGAUAGAUUUGCCAAACCUAUUCUAUGAGAAUUUGGAGAUAAACCCUGACAAAAGCCUUCAGAAAUGCAGUAGCCCUACUGGUUACAGUUUUGUGUCUGCUGACUCAAGACUGAUUGAGCAAUUUGAUGAUCCAGAUCAGCAAUGGGUUGAAGCAUGCAUUGUCUUAGAAGAGGUUCGAAGUUACUUGGAAAGGAUGAAGCAAAUAAAUCCCAACUUUAAUCCACGACAUAGUGUCUGUAUUAUCACAUCAACUAGGAAGCAGUUAAAUCACAUCAAAACAAUGGCUUUUAGAUACAAAGAAUAUGAGGCAGUUAAAAAAGUUAGCUUUAGGCCUUCUUUUAUGAUACAAGGUUAUGAGUUUCAAGCUAUCUUUUUAAGUCUCUUUGAGCUGGUAGAAAAUGAUGAAAUGAAUGCCUCCUAUACUAAAAGCCUGUUCAAUCCUUACGUGUUUAAUACUGCUAUAACACGGGCUAAGUUUCAUGUGGUUGCAAUUGGAAGUCCAGAAGAAGUAAAGCAGUUUGAACUUGACACACUCUCUCAUCCAGACCGUGGUGGCAAUACUACAAAAUGCUGGCAUGAAUAUUUGAAAUUGUGUGCUGCAUUGGGAACAUUUAGCCAUCAUAUAGAUCUAUCUAUGUUUAAAAGAAAAAAAACUGAAAUCUCUGAUCCUAAUAUGGAGAAGGUCAAAUAGUGAUGGUGACUUUUAACCAAGAAUGAUUGUUAGGAAUAAAUUCAAAUAAUUAUUUUUA